Messenger RNA from Vanrija pseudolonga, 1494 nucleotides. RefSeq lists its product as uncharacterized. The transcript has 4 exons. Lineage: Eukaryota; Fungi; Basidiomycota; Tremellomycetes; Trichosporonales; Trichosporonaceae. The coding region runs from base 1 to 1494 and encodes 497 amino acids. The record is from RefSeq and is a predicted model, not a curated record.
AUGCUCGUACUCGGCGCCGCCCUCCUAGUCCUCGCGACGGCCGCCAGUGCCGCCGCGAACCAGACGUCCCUCACGCCACUCACCUUCCCCGUGUCCGCCGCGGAUCCCGUGCUCGCCUUCUCCCCUGUGGGGCCGCGUACGCCGGACACGCAGGGCGGCACGGACGCGGCGAACGCGCCGACGGGCGCCAACUCGGUCGCGCCGGCCGACGGGUGGGACAUGUCGUACUCUGGCGUCGACCUGCCCCUCGCCAACAUCACCUUCAGCACGCUUGGCGCCGGCGUGCCGAAGCGGACCACUUCUUACUCCGGCGCCACAGUCGCGCUCAAGUUUAUCGGCACAGGCGUCGUGUUCUACGGCAACACGACCGACAGCGCCGGCUUCAGCGUCAAGGUCGACGGGUUCCCUGUCAACUCUGCCGGCACCAACGGGCUGCUGGUGAACGUUACCAACUUGCCGUACACGCAGCACCAGGCCAUUCUUACGGUCAACUCGGGCACGCUCGACUUUUACUCUGCGUCGAUACUCACCGCGCUGCAGACUGAGGGGAUCACGAGCGACAAGGUCAACGUCACGACGGUGUCGACUGUCACCGGGGCGAACAAGACGCUCAACCCCGUGUUCACGGCCAUGUCGACUGGCGGCACGCCGUGGGCUGGGCGCUGGGACUGGGCGGGAACGUCCUGGGACCACGUCGGCACGACGGGCCAAGACGCAACCCUCGCCUACUCGGUCCCCGCCAACACGUCCUACCUCGCGCUGUACGGGGGCACGUCGGGCUGGAACGGCGACUACCAGGUGUCGUUCACGCCGGCGCUGUCGUCCGAGGCGACCGGCACGAGGGGGUCAGAGUACAACCUGUGGCGCGGACAGGACGUGCUCCUCUGGGCUGGCCCGCUCGACCCAGCGACGAAAUACGACGUCGUGCUCAAGACGCUGCUUGCCAACUGGUGGAUCGACGUGUCGCAGGUGCGCACUUGGAGCGCUCUGAACGGCACGGCAGAUGCCAACGGGGGCAACGGCGGCGGUAAGGCCGACGAGAAGAAGAGCAGCACCAACAUCGGCGCGAUUGUCGGCGGUGUCGUCGGCGGCGUGGUUGCGCUGCUCGCUAUCGCCGCGCUCGUCUUCUUCCUCCGUCGCAAGAAAGCCAGCAAGCCCAAGGCUUCGCCGCUAGAUAUCCUCGACUCGGACAUGUACGAGUACAACCCGCAGUCAGCGACCCGCCCGGCCCAGCUCACUCCGCCGGCAAGCGAGGAACACGCCCUCCUCACGCCGUUCACUGCCCCGCUGACGUCGACGUCCUCCGCGCCCGCGAGCCACUCGGCCGGCGCGAGCCAGUCGGGCGCGGGCACGCCCCCGCUCGUCGCGUCGACCAAGUACGGCUUCUCGCGGCCCGAGAUCACGCACCAGGAGACGGACGCCGGCGCGGUGGUGAAUGUCGUGCCGCCGAGCUAUAACCCCGAUUGGGCGGCCGGGUCGAGGGGCCGCGGGUAG